CGAUGAUUGGUUACUUUUCUUCCUGUUCCAUCUCUCGUCCAUACAUUAGAGCUCUACCAGAGAACGUUACUGAACCAGAGAAGAAGAAGAACAGAGGAUGCCCAGGCCACAAUUUGCCACUCUGAUACUUUUUUCCUUCUGUCUUAUCAGUUUGUCUUCAUGGACCUUACAUGCUCAGACCCUUCCACCUGCAAGGUACGAUGGGUUCAUUUACCAGGACCGCCCAGGUGAUACCGACUCCAUCCUGAUUGAGGCCUUCUAUGAUCCUGUCUGCCCCGAUAGCAGAGACUCAUGGCCUCCUCUCAAACAAGCCCUUCAUUACUAUGGUUCUCGCACUUCGCUCGUUGUUCACCUCCUUCCAUUGCCAUACCAUGACAAUGCUUUUGUCGCUUCUCGUGCUUUGCAUAUUGCAAAUCUGCUGAACACUUCUUCUACGUUCCCCUUGUUAGAGCAGUUCUAUGAACAUCAGGAGAGGUUCUAUAAUGCUGAAACACACAACUUAUCAAGAGCUUCUGUCGUAAAAGAAAUAGUGAAACUUGCCACAGAAGCAGUUGGGAACUCUUAUUAUUCUGCAAUUGAAUCUGGUUUUAAUGACAGAAAAACUGAUCUUGAAACAAGGGUUUCCUUCAAGUAUAGUACUUCAAGAGGAGUAUUUGACACUCCUACUUUUUAUGUCAAUGGAUUUGCAUUGCCUGAAGCUGGCUCAGCCAUAGAUUACAAUGGCUGGAGAAGUAUCAUCGACCCGCUGAUUAAAGCAAAGUAGGGCAAAAGUGGGGAGACUUUGCAUUUCUUACUGUGAAUAACUUAUUGCAAUGUAUAUCAUCAGAAGAAAAAAGCAUUGUACUAUUGGUGUUGAAAUUGUGGUAAUGCAAUAAAACAUUUUCAGUGUUUGAAACA
Hevea brasiliensis (rubber tree) is the source of this 897-nucleotide messenger RNA. RefSeq lists its product as uncharacterized. The record is from RefSeq and is a predicted model, not a curated record. The transcript has 4 exons. Bases 98 to 763 code for a protein of 221 amino acids. NCBI's taxonomy places the organism in Eukaryota, Viridiplantae, Streptophyta, Magnoliopsida, Malpighiales, Euphorbiaceae.